Molecule: messenger RNA, 1649 nt
Organism: Tarenaya hassleriana
Lineage: Eukaryota; Viridiplantae; Streptophyta; Magnoliopsida; Brassicales; Cleomaceae
Product: PHD finger protein ALFIN-LIKE 4
Exons: 5
Coding region: 209-970 (253 amino acids)
Biological process (GO): regulation of DNA-templated transcription
Cellular component (GO): nucleus
Molecular function (GO): histone binding; transcription coregulator activity; transcription cis-regulatory region binding
Source: RefSeq, a predicted model, not a curated record
CUUAAUUUAUUCUUUUUGGUUCCGUCCUUCCUUCUUCACAUCCAUCUCUCUCUCUCUCUCUCUCUCUCUCUCUCUCCUCUGCAAAAUUUUGGAACAGGUCGUAUUCAUUUGUCCUCUUUUCCCUCCGUUCGCUCUCUCUCUCUCUCUCUCUCUCUCUCUCUCUCUCUCUCUCUCUGUGGCGAAGCUCUUCAGUGAGGUUUCGGGUCUAAUGGACGGAAGCGGCGCGUACAACCCACGCACGGUGGAGGAGGUGUUUAGGGAUUUCAAGGGUCGUAGGGCUGGGAUGAUUAAAGCCUUGACCGCCGAUGUCCAGGAGUUUUAUCGACAGUGUGAUCCCGAAAAGGAGAAUCUUUGCCUUUAUGGACACCCGAAUGAGCAUUGGGAGGUGAAUUUGCCUGCUGAAGAAGUUCCCCCUGAGCUCCCGGAGCCUGUUCUUGGUAUCAACUUUGCCAGAGAUGGAAUGCAGGAGAAGGAUUGGUUGUCUUUGGUUUCUGUCCAUAGUGACGCAUGGCUUCUUGCUGUUGCUUUCUUCUUUGCAGCAAGGUUUGGAUUUGACAAAGCCGAUAGGAAACGGCUUUUCAAUAUGAUCAAUGAUCUCCCAACUAUAUUUGAGGUCGUCACAGGCACUGCCAAGAAACAGACAAAGGAAAAAUCCUCAGUCUCCAACAAUAGCAGCAAUAAAUCCAAGUCAAACUCCAAGCGUUUGUCAGAAUCUCGAGGAAAGUAUUCCAAGCCAACACCCAAGGACGAGGAGGAAGACGAGGGUGUGGAAGAUGAGGAGGAUGAAGAGCAAGGGGAGACACUAUGUGGGGCAUGUGGAGAGAACUACGCAUCUGAUGAAUUCUGGAUCUGCUGUGACAUCUGCGAGAACUGGUUCCAUGGAAAGUGUGUCAAGAUCACACCAGCAAGGGCGGAACAUAUCAAGCAAUAUAAAUGCCCGUCUUGCAGCAACAAGAGGGCUCGGUCUUGAUCAUAGUGUUCAUCUUCAUUUCUCUCGACGCCUCCUCCUGUGUAUUCCUUGGCAUGAUCAUGGACAGCUAACUGUCUGGUGAGAUCAGGUUUGUUGGUAGAGACAGUGUGAUUUGGUAAUGAGGCAAGUCCCCUUUUCUCUUUUAGCGUUAAGAAGUUUAAGUUAGCAGUCAGAGAGGAAGAAAUCAAUCGCCAGCUUAGAAAAACAGAUAGAGAGCUCUGGUCGGAAAACCGAUCAUUUCUGGUACCCUACCGAAGGGAUAAUUCUCUUCAACGGCGAUUGCAUGAAGGAACACUUGUGUUUAUAUUUUCCUAGUGACUGUUGCUCUGUUUUAAUGCUUGUUUACAAGAGAGAGAGAAACACAUUCUUCAACCAACUGGGGCUAUUUUCGUUUCACUAUUCUGUAGGUUUCAGAAUCUUGGUUGAGUUGAUUUUGGUACAGAGUCAUCACAGGUUGCCUUUGCAGAGGUGUACAGGUUGUCGGGUUAGGUCAGGACCUGACCUGGGUAAGUCGGGUCGGGUCAAUAUCUGAUCUGGGUCGGACCAGGUCAAGAACUGAUCUGGGUCGGAUCAGGUCAAGAUCUGAACUCUGGUUGGUUCGGAUCUUUUUUAUUUGUCUGUGUGGCUGUUGCAUGUUCAGAUUACAAUUACGAUUUGAAUCCCAUUAAUGGCUUUCAUA